CUGGCGCCUGGGGACCCACCGUCCCGCGCCCUCGGGAGCCCAGCCUCGCUGCGAUGGUCCCUUAACGCCCGUGACGCCCUCCAAGCGCACUCCUUAGCGCACGGAGCGGGCUUAACCCUCCGUCGGCCCCUGAGAAAUCGGCGGGUUUCUGUGUCAGUGGAUCUUUCCCACGAAAGGGUGAGGCCGGCGAUCCCAUUUGACAGAUGGGAAGUUAGUCGUCCCACGCGCAAGACUUGCCCAGGAAAGCAGAUAGUCAAGAGCAGCUCAGGAUUUGGGUUCGGGUCCCCACCAGUUCUCUGCGUCCUCCGCUCCAGACCCUGUGGGCUUCCCGUCUCGCUCCGCUGUGGUCGUCUGCCCACCCUCUAGAGGAGGUUUCUCCAUUCUCCCAGGGGCUUGAAGCCAGCCUUCCUCAUGCAGGACGAGAUGUGAGGACCCCCAACCCCCAUGUUUAGCUAGCUGAAACUGCGCCGUCACAGCCACAUUCCUUUGGGCUAAGGUCUAAUUCCCCCGUGGGAUGCACGUGUCUCCAGAAAGGGGCUUGCCCUUAGUGAUUCACUAGCCGCUGCUGUGAACCUCCGCAGUAGCUCUCCCAGGACCCCAGUCUGCCAGUAAAUCAGAUGGAGACUGAGAGCAGAGAGGGAGCAACUCAGAACCCAAACUGUGAUCUGCUGUGCUCCAGAUGCCUGUGUGCUCUGGUCUCUGGACGAUUUCAACCUGGUGUAGUGGAAACAGUUCGUUAGGAGGCAGAGGGGCAGAUUCUGAUCACGACCCUGCUAUUUGCUGCCUGUGAGAUUUUUGGAGCCAUGAGCCAUCAGAUCCUGCUGUUCCUGGCCGUGCUGACUCCAGGCCUGGCAACCUCCCAACACCGAGAAAAGGUGGCCUGUAAGAUGGUGGACAAGGAGGCCUUUUGCCAGGGCCUUGGCCUGCACCAGGUCCCUUCACUGCUCCCGUUGGACAUCAAGACCCUUGACCUAUCUGGAAACCAGCUGCGAAAUGUCCUGGCCUCACCCUUGGGCUUCUACAUUGCCCUUCGUCACCUGGACCUGAGCACUAAUGAGAUCAGCUUCCUGCAGCCAGGAGUCUUUCAGGCCCUGCCCCACCUGGAGAACCUCAACCUAGCCCACAACCGCCUGGCAGUGGGCACUGCACUGAGUGUUGGAGGUCUGGGUCCCCUGCCACAUGUGACUUCCCUGGACCUAUCUGGGAACAGCCUAUACAGUGGCCUAGUGGAGCGGCUGCUAGGUGAAGCCCCCAGACUGCGCACACUCUCGCUGGCUGAAAACAGCCUGACCCGCCUGAGCCGUCACACCUUCUGGGGGCUGCCUGCGCUGGAGCAGCUGGACCUGCACAGCAACGUGCUGAUGGACAUUGAAGAUGGUGCUUUUGAGGCUCUGCCCCACCUGGGCCAUCUCAAUCUCUCCCGUAAUUCCCUCACCUGUAUCUCUGACUUCAGCCUCCAGCAGCUGCGGGUACUUGACCUGAGCUGUAACAGUAUUGAGGCCUUUCAGGUAGCCUCUGAGCCCCAGGCUGAAUACCAGCUUGCCUGGCUGGACCUACGGGAAAAUAAACUGCUCCAUUUCCCUGACCUGGCUGCCCUCCCAAGACUCACCUACCUGAACAUGUCCAACAACCUCAUCCGCUUCCCCACAGGGCCGCUGCAAGGCAGUGAUGGCAUCCACAUGCCUUCCGAGGACUGGUCAGCCUCUCCCCUCUUCAGCCCCAGCUGGAAUGCCAGCACCAAUGCCCUCUCCCUGCUCUCGAACCUGGAUUUGAGCAACAAUGAGAUCGAGCUCAUUCCAGACAGCUUUCUUAAGACUUUGACCUCUCUUCGCUUCCUGAACCUCAGCCGGAACUGUCUGCAGGCCUUCGGGGCCCAGCACAUAGGCUCUCUGCCUUGCCUGGUGCUCCUGGACUUAAGCCACAAUGUGCUGGAGGCCCUAGAGUUGGGUGCUAGAGCCCUGGCGUCCCUACAGAUGCUGUUCCUACAGGACAAUGCCCUACAGGACUUGCCACCAUAUACCUUUUCCAACCUGGCCAGUCUGCAGAGACUUAACCUGCAAGGAAACCGAGUCAUCCCCUGUGGGGGGCCAGCAGAGCCCAUCCUCCCAGGCUGUGUGGCUUUCUCUGGCAUCCCCACCCUCCGUGUUCUGAACAUGGCAGGUAACGAGGUGGAGAUGCUCAGGGCAGGCGCCUUCCUCCACACCCCGCUCACUGAGCUGGACCUCUCUGCCAACCCUGGUCUUGAGGUAGCCACAGGAGCCCUGGCAGGCCUAGAGGCCUCCUUGGAGGUCCUUGCACUGCAGGGCAAUGGACUGACUGUCCUGCAGGUGGACCUACCCUACUUUAGUUGCCUCAAGCGGCUCAAUCUCUCUGAGAACCGCCUCAGCCACCUGCCUGCCUGGACACAGGCUGUAUCACUGGAGGUGCUGGACCUGCGGAACAACAGUUUCAGCCUCUUACCAGGCAGUGCCAUGGGUGGCCUGGAAACCAGUCUUCGGCGCCUCUACCUACAGGGGAAUCCACUCAGCUGCUGUGGCAAUGGCUGGCUGACAGCCCAACUGCACCAGGGCCGUGUGGAUGUGGAUGCCACCCAGGACCUGAUCUGCCGCUUCGGCUCCCAGGCCGAAGUAUCUCUGAGCCAUGUGCGUCCCGAGGACUGUGAGGAAGGAGGACUCAAGAACAUCAACCUUAUUAUCAUCCUCACCUUCACACUGGCCUUGGCCACCCUCCUCACCACACUGGCUGCCUGUUGCUGUGUCCGCCGGCAGAAGUUUAACCAACAGUACAAAGCCUAAGGAAGCCAGGAGACCCUUCCAGGUCUGUGUAGGAGCAGGAGGCACAGAGGAGUGGGAACUGGCCUGUGUCCACAGAGUGAGCCAGAAUCCCAGAACUCUGGUCUCUAAAUCCCAGGCCAAGGCUCCUUUCUCUGCAUCCUGCUGCAUCAGUAGGUGGCCCACUUCCCAGGCUGUACAUCUGGUCCAGCUGUGGAAGCCGGAAGUUGGAUAAGCUCAGGGGCAGCAGAUCAACAGAGUUUAACAAAGCAUCUGUUUGGGGCCACACACUUCUUGGGGACACUACCAAAUGAAACACAUGCCUGCCCUCUGGUAGGGGAGGUUGUCACAGUGCUGGGCAGUGUGCACAGUGUGAUGGGGCAGAGGUAGGAAAGCUUGGAACGCCAGUGCUUUGCAGCCCCAUGGGUUCUGUAUGGAGAGUCCUGCCUUGGCCAUGCCAGGGAAAGAGAGGACCAAACCCAAGAGGAUUUUUCUGAGACAUUUUGAAGCAGGCUGUUUUGUCACAUCUUCUAAUAAUGCCCUCCAGCCUUUCUGGAAAAUGACGAGCUUGUGGUUGGAAGACAGAACAAGAGCGUCAUGAGUAUGUCUUGGGUCCAGUGCUGUUUGGGAGGCUACCGCAGACCCAACAGGACCUGGUUAAGAGGUGGUCACUCUGGGCUAUUGUCCAGUGGUGGGCCAUUGUUUCCUGCUUCUGACAGGACCUUUCCCACCCUGGCACUCUCCCGUUGCACUCACUGACCCCCAUACUGCCUGAACCCCUCCCCCACCCAGGCUCAACCUCUCCAUCCAGCCCCACCCCAGCUGCUGAGCCAAGGGCUACAACCAGUUUGUAUCUGGUUCUGGUUUGCAACCAGCUUGGCAGCUGCAGAUGCAAAUCCAAGCCUUGUGGCUGCCUCUGUGUGACAAAUCUUGGACGUUGGUAUUUUACCUCUGGUUUAUAAAGAGGAAAACAAAGCACCAGAAGUCUCCCUUUAGGGUCUCACAGCUAAAACGCCAUAGCUGAGAUUCAGCCCCACAUCUUCCUGUUUCCAGGGUCUGAUUUUGCUGCUGCUGGAGCCACAAGCUGUUAGGCAGACAGGAAGUGGCCCCAUGUCACCUGCCCAGGGCCUGAGCUUCCUGUGCCAUGCACACCUACUUUCUUUCCAGGCAGCUGCAGGUCCUCUACUCUUUCUCAGCCUCAAUUUCCCUUGUCCCCUCAUUUGUGGACUGCUGUGUAUUCUCCUUUUUCUCUUCUACUCCCUGCAUUCUUGCAUUCCAUCUCCCUCCACUGAGCGUAUCCUGGAGUUAGAGAUCAUCAAGUCCAACCUUUCCACUGCACAGAUAGGGAAACUGAGUAAAGAAUAGAAACUGCUUACAUCUGCUUAAUUCAAUGGCAGAGUCUGUGGGGGAAAAAAAAGAACAGAUUCUAGCCUCAUUGGGGUGAAAUUGGUUGUAGGCCUUCUCUCAACUACCACGUAACAAGACAGUGUUGGUUGCAGACUUUCUUUUUGUUCCUCAUCUUGCAGAGAUUUUUUUUUGCCUCCUAAGAAAUUAGGCAGAAAGAUCCACUCAGAUAAACCCUUCUCACUCAUAGAAUGGGGUCAUGAGCUGUCUGAGAAGAAAAGAAACCCCAGGACCAACCAAAGACCCUGUUCUUGUCCUCAGCAUCUUGUCCUUAGCAUCUUGUCCUCAGCAUCACAUCACAGGCAUUUGGUAAAGUACGAGAAAAUGAAACUGAGACCCAGAGAAGAGUAAGGGCUCACGGAGCUGAUGGUCAGAGUCAAGGUAAAACCCUCACCUGGCCGCUGGUGGUGUGAAGGCAGUUGGAUGGCUCAGUCCUGGCUAAUCAAUCACAGGUGCUACUGCAUACAACAGUCUUCCUCAGGCUCAGAGCCAAUGUGCUGGCCCCUGUGCUUCAUCUAAGAAAACACUACUACAUGCUGCUAUCACCUUGCAGGUCUUGGGACCAGCUCAUUGUAUAACCCACAUGAAUGUAUUAAAGUAUAAUUUUGGAGAAA
Messenger RNA from Cavia porcellus (domestic guinea pig), 4789 nucleotides. It is a transcript of the gene Lrrc32, whose product is annotated as leucine rich repeat containing 32. Gene Ontology annotation, molecular function: protein binding. Bases 804 to 2795 code for a protein of 663 amino acids. NCBI's taxonomy places the organism in Eukaryota, Metazoa, Chordata, Mammalia, Rodentia, Caviidae. The record is from RefSeq and is a predicted model, not a curated record. The transcript has 3 exons.